Molecule: messenger RNA, 3225 nt
Organism: Verruconis gallopava
Lineage: Eukaryota; Fungi; Ascomycota; Dothideomycetes; Venturiales; Sympoventuriaceae
Exons: 14
Coding region: 196-2925 (909 amino acids)
Biological process (GO): intra-Golgi vesicle-mediated transport; protein secretion; intracellular protein transport
Cellular component (GO): endoplasmic reticulum-Golgi intermediate compartment; Golgi membrane; endoplasmic reticulum
Molecular function (GO): structural molecule activity
Source: RefSeq, a predicted model, not a curated record
GUCAAAUCUACAACGACAUUCCCUUUGCGACAACGAGCGCAGUGCUACCGUUCUCGCAGCUAAAGGGACGCAACAAGCCGACCUUCGAACGGCGACGGUGCAAUUCCUUAUUUCUUCGUCGUAUGCUGGCGACCCCUCCCUCCCCCGAAUACGUAUACCAUCCACCUAUAUCACGGAAUUGGUACACCUUGCGAUAUGGAGAAGAAAGAUGAGGAUCUUGGGGCGGUCAAAAUGGACCGUAUGCAGGUGUUGCAAGAGGCACGGAUUUUUAAUACCAGCCCCGUGAGCCCAAGACGCUGUAGAGUCCUUCUCACGAAACUCUCGCUCCUCCUCAUGCAGGGAGAAGUUUACAACUCCAACGAAGCCACCAAUUUAUUCUUCGGUAUAUCGAAGCUCUUCUCUAGCAAGGAUCCAAGCUUAAGGCAAAUGUCUUAUGUGGUCCUAAAGGAGUUGACACGAUCUGCCGAAGAUAUCAUCAUGAUCACAUCUAGUAUUAUGAAGGAUAUGGCCGUAAGCAGUGACGUAAUAUACCGCGCCAAUGCUGUUCGUGCCAUUAUUCGGGUUAUUGAUGGCUCGACUGCCCAAGCUAUUGAAAGACCUCUAAAGACAGCUUUAGUUGACAAAAACCCAAGUGUGUCGACCGCCGCCCUGGCAUCCAGCUACCAUCUGCUUCCAAUUGCGAAGGAUCUUGUUCGAAGAUGGACAAAUGAAAUUGCCAGCGCUAUCGAGGGCGGGAAAAGUACUGGGGGAAUGUUCAGCUUUGGAGGAAGCUCGGCUAUGGUACCACCUCAAUCGAGCUAUCAGGCCCAGUACCUCGCCAUUGGUCUCCUUUACGAGCUGAGAAGGACGGAUCGAAUGGCUCUUGUCAAAAUGCUUCAGCAAUACUCGCAACCCGGCGCGAUCAAGUCAGCUCCUGCAACUGUGAUCCUUGUUCGACUUGCAGCCAAACUCGCAAACGACGAACCAUCCAUGAAGACGCCGAUGAUGACUCUACUUGACAGUUUUCUCAGACACAAGAGUGAAAUGGUGAACUUCGAGGCAGCGAAAGCGUUGAUAAACUUCCCGGAUCUACCAGAUGCGCAGGCACAAAACGUUAUCCACGUCCUUCAGUUGUUCCUGACAUCACCCCGCAACGUAACCAAAUUUAGCGCAAUCAGACUUCUCAAUACCUUUGCGCAAUUCAAGCCGGAGGCGGUCAGGGCAGCUAACCAGGAUAUUGAAAGCCUAAUAACAAGCUCGAAUCGUUCUAUCGCGACAUUCGCAAUUACAACUUUGUUGCGAACUGGCACAGAAAGCUCUUUAGAUAGACUCCUCAAGCAGGUGACAAGCCUGUUGAGCGAGACUGAAGAUUCUCUAAAGGUCACUGUCGUCGAAGCUAUCCGCACUCUCGCACUGAAAUACCCAGCGAAGCAAGCUGCAAUGGCAACCUUCCUAGGAACUUCGCUCCGUGAGGAAGGUGGUUUUGAAUACAAACGCGCGAUAGUCGAGGCGCUUUUCGAUUUGAUAAAAUUCAUUCCCGAGUCGAAAAAAGAUUGUUUGGCAAUUCUCAGCGAGUACAUCGAAGAUUGCGAGUACUCUAAGCUUGCAACAAGAAUCCUCCACCUCCUUGGUCAGGAAGGGCCUCUUUCUGACUCCCCAUCCAAGUUCAUCAGGACCAUUUACAACCGCAUAAGUCUUGAGAAUGCAGUCGUGCGAGCUGCAGCGGUUCAAGCUCUCGGAAAGUUCGGCCUCAGCAAUCCUGAGCUUCGAGAAAGCAUUCGGGUUUUGCUCACCCGCUGUCUCGGAGACACUGAUGACGAAUGCCGAGAUAGAGCUGCACUGAACUUAAGAUUGAUUGCCGACUCUGAGGAUCAAGAGAUGGCCAAGCGCUUUUUGAGGAAUGAUUCCAUGUUCUCCUUACCAGUGCUUGAGCAUCAACUGGUCAUGUACGUCACAGCUGAUCCCGAAACCUUCAAGCAGCCUUUCGACUUGAGCAAAGUCCCUGUCGUCAGUAGGGAUCAAGCGGAUGCUGAGGAGAGGACGAAGAAACUUACCGCGGCUACUCCUACGCUUAAGGCACCUUCUGCUGGACCUAAAAGCUCGAAACCAAGUGCCGAGCAGAGCGCCGCUGCUGCCAAUGCAGCACAACAAAAAUAUGCCGAAGAGCUGCAGCGCAUUCCGGAAAUUGCGGCAUACGGCAAUUUGCUCAAAUCAAGCUUGCCAGUCGAACUCACAGAAUCGGAAACGGAGUAUGUUGUCUCGGUUGUCAAGCACAUUUUCAAAGAGGCAGUUGUCCUACAAUUCGAUAUCAAGAAUACUUUGGAUGCCACGGUACUUACAGAUGUUACCGUUGUCUCAACGCCAGUAGAUGAAGAGGAAUCUGCCUUUGAAGAGGAUUUCAUCAUCCCAGCUGCCGCCUUGAAGACGAAUGAGCCUGGUGUUGUGUACGUGGCAUUCAAGAAGACUGGAACUGCGUUCGCCGCUUCAACAUUCUCGAAUAUACUCAAGUUUACAAGCAAGGAAAUCGAUCCAACGACUAAUGAGCCAGAAGAGGCGGGUUACGAGGAUGAGUAUCAGGUGGAAGACCUAGAUCUCACAGGCGCAGAUUACGUUGUCCCCGCAUAUGCUGGUUCGUUCGAGAACGUGUGGGAACAAUCGAAUGGUGAGGAGGCUUCAGAAACGCUCCAGCUGAGCAACAUGAAGAGCAUAGCAGAGGCAGUUGAACAACUAGCCAAGGCUUUAUCUCUACAACCACUCGAGGGCACCGAUAUUCCAAUGAAUACAAGCACGCACACACUCAAGCUCUAUGGCAAGACCGUUACUGGCGGCAAGGUGGCUGCCAUGGUUCGAAUGGCUUACUCCGCAAAGACUGGGGUUACCGUGCAGAUUAAGUGCAGAUCAGAGGAGGAGGGCGUCGCACCGUUGAUCAUUGGCAGCGUUGCUUAAACACUUGUGUGGACAAUGGCGGAUGUUCAUGAUCAGCAUUUGCAAUAACGAAAGAACGAUGCAGCCAUUAGAGAUGGCGCCGGGGCAUACAUAGGCGUCAAAAAUGGAAAGGGUUGAUAGUUUAUAAUCACAGAAAUAUUCCAGUAGCUGAGAACCAAGUAAGAAAAUCUGAACAGUAAGGCCUUAUGUGUAUCACGCAUUUUGAGCUCUAAUUGCGAAAGUUGAACUGGCAAUUCAUUAGGGUGAAGUCUGUGCGUCGCUUUAGGUUGCCGAUGAUUCCGCGAUAGAAUUACAGUGCUU